AAUAUUCAGGUUAAGUAUAACAUUAUUUUGUCUCAGCGAGAAAAUCGAGAGGAAAAUUAAAAAAAAUAAAAAAUCGUAACAGUUUUUUUCGGUUAGUUAGUUAGAUUAGUUGAUUAAAAUUGUGAUAAUGAAGAAAAUGGAGUUGCGUAACAGUUUUUCUCCUCGAUUUAGAGAUCUUAAAGAGUCAAUUCGUGGUUUCAUGUCUAGAAGUCAAGAAGAUGAGAAAUCAAAGGAUGGAGUAUUGAAGGAUUAUUAUAUACCUGAUUAUAUUCUUGUUCCUGAAGGAUCUUCAUCAGAAAAUAAUAGUAAUCAUUAUGUGAACAGUGAUGAGGAUGAUGAUUAUGAUGUUCAUAAUCAUCAGCCGUCUUGUCCCGUGUUAGUGUUUAUCAAUUCGAGAAGUGGUGGACAGUUAGGAGGGGAGCUUCUCGUUACUUAUCGGUCUCUUCUUAACAAAAAUCAGGUUUUUGAUUUGAAAGAAAAGGCUCCUGAUAAAGUCCUACAUCAAGUUUAUGCUACGCUGCAAAAAUUGAAGAACAAUGGUGAUGAAUUUGCUGCUGAAAUUGAGAAGCGACUGAGAAUAGUUGUUGCAGGUGGAGAUGGUACAGCUGGUUGGCUACUUGGAGUAGUAUGCGAUCUCAAACUACCUCAACCUCCACCAAUUGCUACGGUCCCAUUGGGAACUGGAAAUAACCUUCCCUUUUCAUUUGGCUGGGGAAAGAAAAACCCUGGUACAGACCGUUUAUCUGUAGAGUCAUUCUUGCAACAAGUACGAGCUGCGAGGGAAAUGAAAAUUGACAGCUGGCAUAUCAUCAUGAGAAUGAAAUGCCCAAAAGAAGGCUCCUGUGAUCCUGUAGCACCUCUUGAAUUACCUCAUUCGUUGCACGCGUUCCACCGUGUCUCUGAAUCAGAUUCAUUGAAUAUGGAAGGUUAUCACACUUUUAGGGGUGGAUUUUGGAACUACUUCAGUAUGGGAAUGGAUGCUCAAAUAUCAUAUGCCUUUCACUCAGAGAGGAAGUUACACCCAGAAAGAUUUAAAAAUCAAUUAGUUAAUCAGAGUACUUACUUAAAGCUAGGAUGCACUCAAGGAUGGUUUCUUGCCUCUCUUUUUCAUCCUUCUUCACGGAACAUAGCACAGCUUACAAGGGUUAGAAUCAUGAAGUCAAAAGGUCAAUGGGAGGACCUCAGCAUACCUAGCAGCAUUAGGUCUAUUGUAUGCCUUAACUUGCCAAGUUUUUCUGGUGGUCUCAAUCCAUGGGGAAAACCCAAUGGGAGGAAAUUGCACGAUAGGGACUUAACGCAACCAUAUGUAGACGAUGGCCUUAUUGAGGUCGUCGGUUUUAGGAAUGCUUGGCAUGGGCUUGUUCUUCUUGCUCCAAGUGGACAUGGGACUCGUCUUGCACAGGCGAGUAGAAUCCGUUUCGAGUUCCGCAAAGGUGCAGCAGAAGACACCUUCAUGAGAAUCGAUGGGGAGCCUUGGAAACAGCCACUUCCUGUUGAUGAUGACACAGUAGUUGUGGAGAUUUCAAAUCACGGCCAAGUGGCCAUGCUAGCUACCCCACUAUGUAGAUCAAAAAGUAUUUUUGAUCCAGAAUCACCUAUAAAAAAUUUCCAUGAAGACGAGGAGGAUAGUACCGACGAGGACGAUGAAUCUGCUGAAGAUUCAGAAGAACGAAGGAAGUUUGGAGCUGCUGACACUUUCAAAUUUCCAGAUGAUUUUGAUAUGUCUCGUCUAAGUUAAGCCUCACGCUUGGUAUAGCCCUUCACCUACAUUCCAGCGUUUCGCCUUCGUUUUAAAACUUGGUAACUCUAUUUUUAUAACAUAUUUUUGUAAAAAAUACCAUUUUUUUCAUUUCUGAUUUCGGCGUUUCCGCUUCUGCGCUACAUAGCCCUUUACCAUUGUUUUUAUUCUCUGCUGAUUAAUAGUAGAUUUUUGUUACAUUUUUAGGUUACUUGUUCGCCUAGAGUUGAAUCAUUUCAGUCAAUGUACAGAUACAUAUAUUAUCCACCCUAUAAAAGAAAAGAUUAAUUUACAGAA
Messenger RNA from Mercurialis annua (annual mercury), 2035 nucleotides. Its product is annotated as diacylglycerol kinase 1-like. The record is from RefSeq and is a predicted model, not a curated record. NCBI's taxonomy places the organism in Eukaryota, Viridiplantae, Streptophyta, Magnoliopsida, Malpighiales, Euphorbiaceae. Gene Ontology annotation, molecular function: ATP-dependent diacylglycerol kinase activity. The transcript has 13 exons. The coding region runs from base 128 to 1738 and encodes 536 amino acids.